UUCACAACUAGGGUUCCAGUUUCUACACCAUAUUUUUCAAUGGAUCCAUAUUUUUCAAUGGAUCCAUAUUUUUCUCUAUGGAUAAUCGACUUUCUUCUCCGACAACCGCUCCACGACAGGACUCUCCACAAGAUUAUACGCCCUCUCCCUCUCCCUCUCUCCGUCCAAGAUUCGACCUUAAAGAAGGCGAUGCUUCUUCGAAUAAUCGUUUCGGAGAUUUCCAAGGGCAUGGCUUCCGAGAAAAUGCUCUUUCUUAUGGAACUCAUCGAGGAGUUGGAUUACCAGGAGGGUGUUGCAGCUUCUGAAGCCAUCAAGACGGCGUAUUGUGACGUGGCCGUGGAUUGCACACUGAGGCUGCUCGAGGAGAGUCAGGACAGAGAGGUGAAAUACUUUAAUGCGGUGAAGAGAAUCUGGAGGCGAAGGGUUUCUAAGAUGGAAAUGACGGAAAAUGUUGGGCUGGUUUCUGAGGUGCUAUUGAAUUGGAGGGAUGAUAUUGAGAAUUCUGUAAGGGAUGCUAGUGUUUAUGAAGAUUUGCUGAAGAAGUGGAGAGACCGUGAAGCUCUUAAAUCUGUUAGACUUUAUGUUGACGAAGCGUGGGAGACCAUGGGGCCUUCGUUUCUUGAACUUAUGAUGCAGAGGCUAAGUAAUGAGCAAAUUACGGAAAUGUUGAAACAUAAUUUCUGUCCAGUUAACCAUCAAGAUCAACAUCUCAAUCCGAGUACUAGUGCAGAAAUGGAGAAACGUUCUAUUCUUCCUAGGCGAAAGCAUGUUAUCACAAGACUCGGUAGAGGAGCAAAGAUUAGUGAUUCAGAUAGCAAGGAUGAAAAAGCUGCUUCUGAAAACGGUUUCUCCUUUACACCUGAAGUUAACAAAAUGCAGGAAGAUCUAAGAGCUAGUUGUAAGGACCUGCAAGCUGUGGUAAAUGAUCCUCUACCUGAGGCAAUACAGCUUGCUGACAAAGUAGUCUCUAGCUUGCCAGGGAACAAUCUGAACCAGAGUUGCCCCAUGGAUGUAGAUAAUCUAUCUGCUGCUACUAGUGAUGGGGCUAUUGCUGUGAAUGAGACUCAGAAUAACGAUAGUCAUGCAUGUAUCGUUAAGAAGAAACCCAGCUUAAUGGAGAAGAAUGCCACUGCUCGUGUCUAUGAGUGGGAUGAUUCAAUUGAUGGAUCUAGUAUUCCCUUGUCCACUUCAAGUACAAGGCGUGUUUCUCCCAUAAAGGUGCUUAAGAUGAAAAAUGUGGGAAGGAGAAAAAAUAAGAGAUGGAGUACUGUUGAAGAAGAUACGUUGAGGACUGGUGUUGAAAAGUACGGUAGAGGGAAUUGGAAGCUCAUCUUGAAUAUGUAUAGAGAUAUUUUUGUUGAGAGAACUGAGGUUGAUUUGAAGGAUAAAUGGAGAAACCUUACAAGGUUCUGAAUAAAUGAAUUCUACAUUUUAAGAGUAUGUAGUGGAAAGGCGUUUGGUGAAACAAAGUUGUUAUGAGACUUCUAUUCGUCGUGAUAGAUUGGAUUGAAGAUUUAUUACAGUACAAGUUUCUUUUUACACCUUCUGUAAGGAAGAAGAUGAGUUCAUUGAACACAUUUCCUUCGUUGGUGCUCCUACCCCUUGACUAUAUAAAGAAAUUCUACUAAAUGAUGUCACUACAAAAAGGAAUGCUCUGAUUGAAGUGAAGUACUAUGACUUUAGGGUAUCGAGCUAACUUUUCAGAGAAUAAACUUGUUUUAGAAAAAGUGAAGUCACCACAAAGAAGAACACCCUGAUUAAAGUUGGGGUUAUGGUUAUGGGGAUCAUGCGGAUGGACGCUCCUCUUGCAUUCUUAAAAAUGUGCGGACUUUGGUGCUAUAAUCUGUGAAAUCAAUAUGGAUUGUGAAGAAUGUCUACAUUCCAGAGGGUUCAAGUUAACAAGAUAUGGAAGACCACAACACGGGUUAGGAUAUGUGGUAAGUUUCCCAACUGGCGUUGUUUUUGCAAAGAAUGGGGCCUCGAUUAACCCCACGAGGGCCACGACUAUUGCGUCUUGUGAGUAUGGCUUUUUGGGUUCUCAAGUUUCUUUUAUGAUGUUUAUAUACAUGUUAUUAAAAUAGUAUUAAGAAGGUAAAGGCUCAAAAUAGUUCCUUGAACUUACAGAGAAGUCAAUUGUUUGUCUUGGAUUUUGCUUUUGGAUGCCUACUUCAUUUAUUCUGGAUUUGUUAUUGCU
Messenger RNA from Impatiens glandulifera, 2194 nucleotides. RefSeq names its product telomeric repeat-binding factor 2-like. The transcript is spliced from 5 exons. The record is from RefSeq and is a predicted model, not a curated record. The coding region runs from base 40 to 1413 and encodes 457 amino acids. NCBI's taxonomy places the organism in Eukaryota, Viridiplantae, Streptophyta, Magnoliopsida, Ericales, Balsaminaceae.